Molecule: messenger RNA, 5336 nt
Organism: Anopheles moucheti
Lineage: Eukaryota; Metazoa; Arthropoda; Insecta; Diptera; Culicidae
Product: low-density lipoprotein receptor-like
Exons: 18
Coding region: 462-3986 (1174 amino acids)
Molecular function (GO): protein binding; calcium ion binding
Source: RefSeq, a predicted model, not a curated record
GGAGCGUGCACGAUACCCUAGCGUGGUGUUUGUGAAGUGUGUCUGUUCGUUUGCGUAACAAUGAUCCACUCUUGCCGGGCAAAUCGAUGGCCUUCUAUCGACCGAAAUACGCAGAUUUAGCAAGUGAAAGUAUGAUGUGCUCUGUGCAAUAUGUGAAAUUAUUAACCACAAUGUGUAUAUGUUGUCAGUCGUUCUACUAAAGAGGCAAAGAAAUAAUGUGUUCAAUUAGGUUGGUUCGCGUAAUCUGUAUUGCAAAUGGAACAUGUGCUUCGUGAAAGAAAGCUAAGUGUAUGCGUGCUACUGGUGUAAAUCCUUCGUUAUCCCCCCAAGUCCCUUAUUUGCAAGCGUGUGUUGCGGUAAAACAAAAGCUGUAGAGCCAUCCAGUACUCGGCCCGCGUGAUUGUGUGAAUAAGGUUAAGAAAGCAAAGCUCCUGUGCACCGUUGUAUCAUUCGCUAGCAAAAUGGAGCAUCAGCACAAGAUAAAGCAUCACAGAACAUGGCUCAUGACAUUGCUCGUCCUUGCGCUGGUGGUGGUAAAUGUGACCGGCGCCGGUACCGACAAGCUGGAAAAGUAUGCAAUGCAAGAAGCGAUGGCCAAAGAACAUGUGCUGAAAAACAACAUGAUCCCGGAACAGGAAUCGGCCGUAACGCUGGUGGAUAGUAAGAAUUUGACAGGUUCGUGGACGGCAAAGGCGAAACCGACGGUAUCCCACGCUACCAGAGCGCCUAUCAACAAUGGGAACAACGUGCCGCGUGCGGGGAAAAUGACCACCGGAUUCCCGAACGAAUUUAAUAUGACUCUUCAGUGUGCUGAACGGCAAUUCCAGUGCGGUAACGGACAGUGCAUCCAUAACAGUUUCGUGUGCGAUGGAGAAGACGACUGCAAUGAUUACAGUGAUGAGGAUGUACUCGUAUGCAAAGUAACAGAGAGCGUUUGUCCCGGUGACAAAUUCCGCUGCAAGAAUGGUAGGUGUAUCCUGAAGCGCUGGCAGUGCGAUGGUGAACGUGACUGUGCCGACGGUUCGGACGAAGAUCCCGACAAAUGCCAGAGCAAAGUGUGCUCAUCAGAGGAAUUCACAUGUCGCAGCGGAACCGGAAACUGCAUCCCGCUGGGUUGGAUGUGCGACCAGAACCGUGACUGUGCCGACGGGUCCGAUGAGAUGUCCUGCAAUGAAACAUGUCGCUCGGACGAGUUCACCUGCGCGAAUGGACGCUGCAUACAGAAGCGUUGGGUAUGCGACCACGAUGACGACUGUGGUGAUAAAUCGGACGAAAAAAACUGUCAGCCCACCACGUGCGAUCCGCUGAAACAGUUUUCCUGUGCGGAAAACUACUGCAUCACCAGCAAAUGGCGCUGUGACGGGGAACCCGACUGUCCGGACGGUUCCGACGAAAGGGGAUGCGCCAAUCCACCGCCGGCCGUCAUCUCUACCUGCCUACCGCUGGAGUAUCAAUGCAAUGAUCGCAUCACCUGCAUCCACCGGAGCUGGAUCUGCGACGGCGAGAAGGAUUGUCCGAGGGGCGAUGAUGAAAUGCCACCGAUAUGUCAGAAUGUAACCUGCCGCUCGGACCAAUUCCAGUGCAAAAAGGAUAAAACGUGCAUCAAUGGGCAUUUCUACUGCAACGGCAAGAACGAUUGUUCCGACGGUAGUGACGAGCAGAACUGUGGCACCAACAGUCGCAGUGAGAAAUGCAACCCGAAGACAGAGUUUGAUUGUGGUGGUGGAAUGUGUAUACCGUUGUCGAAGGUUUGCGACCAGAAACCCGAUUGUCCCGAGUUCCAGGACGAGCCCGCUGACAGGUGUGGUAAGAACGAGUGUCUACAAGGCAACGGUGGCUGCUCGCAGCUGUGUGUGGAUACUCCUGCUGGAUUUUACUGCGAUUGUAAACCGGGCUUCAAAUUGGCCGACAAUCGCACGUGUGUCGACAUCGACGAAUGUGAGGAGCCGGGAUCAUGUUCGCAGAACUGCAUCAACGAGAUUGGUACGUUCAAGUGCGAGUGUAUGGACAAUUAUCUGCGGGAUCCACGCGAUCAUACGCGGUGCAAAGCAAUGGAAGGGCAUGCCUCGCUGCUGUUUGCACGACGACACGACAUCCGAAAGAUCUCGCUCGAUCAUCGCGAGAUGACGUCGAUUGUGAAUGACACCAAAUCGGCAACCGCGCUCGAUUAUGUGUUUCGUACCGGUAUGAUCUACUGGAGCGAUGUUUCGGAGAAGCGAAUUUACAAGGCCCCAAUUGACGAAGGCUCAGACAAGACGGUCGUGGUGAAGGACCCGCUGGUUACAUCGGAUGGUUUGGCCGUGGAUUGGAUCUACAAUCAUAUCUACUAUACGGACAUAAAAAAAUCUACCAUUGGGUUGACCAACUUUGAUGGCAAUAUGGGCAAGAUUUUGGUGCAGGACGAUUUGGAAAUUCCACGUGCAAUCGCGCUGGAUCCUAUUGAAGGCUGGAUGUACUGGACCGACUGGGGUACCAACCCAAGAAUUGAACGAGCCGGCAUGGACGGUACCCAUCGGCAGGUGAUUGUAAGCUACGAAGUAAAGUGGCCUAACGGAAUCACGCUAGAUUUGGUGCGAAAGCGUGUGUACUGGGUCGAUGCAAAGCUGAACGUGAUAUCGUCUUGCAACUACGAUGGUUCCAAGCGCUCGGUAAUUCUUUACUCAGCAGACUACUUACGGCAUCCGUUUUCGAUUACCACGUUCGAGGAUUACGUGUACUGGACCGAUUGGGAUAAGGAAGCCGUAUUCAAAGCAAACAAAUUCACCGGCAAAGACAUCGAACCGGUGACAGCGAUGCACAUGCUGCAACACCCGAUGACGAUUCACGUGUACCAUCCAUACCGUCAACCGGACGGUGUAAACCACUGUCAAGCGGUGAACGGCCACUGUUCGCAUCUGUGCCUACCGGCUCCCCAAAUCAACUCCAACAGCCCAAAGAUAUCCUGUGCGUGCCCAACCGGACUAAAGCUGAUGAGCGACAGCCUAAUGUGUGUGGAAGACGAAAAAAGUUCAAUUGAUACGGCGAGCACGGGCGAAGAUAAUAAGGGCAGCGGCAGUACUGGUACCAUCAGUAGGAACAAUGGUAUGAAUAGUAGUAGCUCCAACAAACACAUCGAGCACCACUCGAGUAACAUUUACGAUAGCAAUAAGGACAUCAUCGCUUCAUCCGCAAAUGUAUCCUCUUCCUACUCCAAUUCCUCUACAUCAUCAUCAUCAUCUUCUAGUUCUGUACCAUCCUCGACCCAUGGGGCAAAGAAUAACUGGCAAUCGACUAUUGCCCUGCCCGGAUUUAGGCCACCCGGACACAUUCCGAGUUCCUCCAGCAUCGCAAACAGCUUACAUCUUGCCGCCAUCUGUACCAACCUGACGCGCAUGGUGGCAAUUAUGGAAAGUUUGAAAUCGUCCACCGGUACGGUACGGGAUCGAACCGCACUGUACCAUUCGUACAUGAACCGGGUCGUCGCACCGAACCAAACGGAGGUGCGCCCGGUACGGUACUCGUACUGGGAACAGCGUAAGCGAUUCAAUCUGCUUGAAAACCUUUUCCCCCGUAUCCCGGUCGACGCCAUCGAGCGGGCAAACGAGGCGGCCGCGGCCCAACAGCGGACACUCUACGAUAACGAGCUGUCUGCUUCCAUCCAGUAUGUGAGGUGGAUCUGCGAAAAGUAUCGAGCGACGAUGCGAAAUGGUACCGACGGUACGCUCUUCCAUCCGGAUGUGGUCGAGGAUUCCGGCAAGGUCGGUUUAAUCGCCAUCUGCAUCCUCCUAGCGGUGAUCUGCGUCGUAGCAUUGAUUACGUUCUGCUUAUACCGCUACCACAUGCAUGGACGCGCGCAAACCAUGAACUUCGACAAUCCGGUUUACCGAAAAACGACCGAGGACCAGUUCAGCCUGGAGAAGAACAUGCAGAGCCGCAUAUAUCCGAGCACCGUUGGCGAAGAGGCACAGGAACCACUCACCCGACCGGCCACCAACGAUUUUGUGUGAAGCAUAACCAAAAAAUCAAACUUUUUCGGUCGGCAUUCGUUGCGAUACACACAUACACAAAACCCGCCGCCAUUGCGGUGCUUUCAAGAGCUCGAUUUUCAGCCGAAAUGGAUCACAAUCACAAAACGAAUAGUACCGCUUUGCUGCUCAAACAUUACAAUGCUCAAACUAAAACAUCGUUCAUACGCCAUUCAAAAUGGCCCGGUGUGGUGAUUAAUGAAUGGAUCGUUCUUGGGCCCGAUCUUCAUCCCGUGGAGUCCUCAUGGAUCGUCACCGCUGUGCAAAAUAUAUUAUUUAAAACAGUUACUACUCAACGCGUUGCAACAUCUUAAAAUUGUUGGGGCAAAAUUCUUAACGUUUAAAUAGCAUUAAAGCAAAUGUAAAACCGAGACAGAUAAAAACCACAACCAUGCAAACAAACCAAUAGGAUAGAUAGAUCAUGGGAAGAACGCACACAUCCCGCCGGAAAUACUCAUCACGUAGCGAAUAAGCGGAACCGUUCUGUUGACUUUACAAAAAAACCAAAUGUCUCUUCAGAUUCAAAUGACAUUUUUCUAUCAUUUCCUGGUGCAAAUCUACUAGCUUUCGAUUAGCACAUCAUUUAGGUGAGAACAUAAAAAAACGAUCAAAAUGACGUAAAUAAGAGACAACUAGCAACACAGUAACCAAUCAAACCACCUAACCUUUACCAAACCGAUCGUCCUACAUUGUAUUUCUUUCUUUUCUUCUUUUCCCGUAUCCUGGUGUGUGUGUGUGUGUGAGUGUGCGUGGGUUUGUGGGUAUGUGUGCAUGGUAAUUUUCGUUUUGUUUUUGGUUAUAUAUAAUAGCAAACAUCCUAAAACGUAUGUUAAUAGUUUAUUGUUCACGUCAAAUUUAUAUAGAAGUUUGUUUGUGUUUUUUCGUUGUUGCAAUUUAUACGAUUGCAUAAGAUGCCAACCGCAAAAGCAAAAGUUUUGAGUAGAAGCACAUGGCUUUUUUGUCCAAAAUUCGUUUAGCUAUAAGUAGUGGAAACUUUAUAUGGGAUCUUAGCAGUUAAAUUAUAGGCAAAGCAUAGAUAUUCGUAAAAGGUUUUUUUUUUGACUGGAAAGGGUUUAGUUAGGGCAGAGAUUAAAACAAAUGUUUGUGACAAUUAUUUCAUGUUGUUUCGUUGUUCUAUACAUCGCAACCUAAAACAAACCUUCCAAGAACAAGGCGAACAAGUGCAACAUGUGUGUCCAUCAGUUAGAAUAGUUUGGUGCGUGAAUUGCAGGUGAUUUUUGUAAGUGACAGAUCGUACGUGGGCCAGCAGAGCAAACAGAGAGAAUAAUGGAGAGAGACAUAAUUGUAAAUACACACAGUCCUGUUACGUUA